UUAAUUGGAUGUCCAGAAAUAAUGGAACAUGGAUAUAUUUUGGAAGAUUGGGAUGUUGAAAACAGAUUUCAAAAAUUUUGGGAAUGGUACGGUUCAAUAUUAGAAUUUGGGGUGGAAGUAAUCCAUGCGACACCAGAAACGAUAGUAAUAUUCAGGAAAUUAUUAUACAUAGAAGAAGCCAUAACUAAAAAUAUAAGAGAAGUAAUUGAUUUAACGAAUACAAUUGUUUAUAGAAACUCAUUAGGAGAGGAAGAAUCAAAACAACAAGAAUGGGAAAGAUUGAUACAGAAAGUGUUACAAAGAUUUAUUGACACCAAACAAUUUACAAGGGAACCUGAAGACCCAGAAAGUGAUAGUCCUGAAAGUUAUGAAUUAGAGGACAGUGAUGGUAGUAUACAUUAUGAAAUAAAAAUAGAGGAUGAUGUCGAAUGGACAGUGGAAUCAUUAAAAAGAAAAAUUGAAGAAAUGGGUGGAAGGUUCACCGACAAGGAUAUACAAAGAAUGUGGGACCUAAGGAUAAGGGUAGAAUUGAUAUUAACAGAGGACUUUUUAGGUACAUUUUUCGAAUUAAUGGGACUAAGUGAUGAAAAAUUAAAAGAUGAAAUAAAUGAAUGGUUAACAAAAGAAACAUUAAUAUGUGGAAAUUGUAAAAAUAGAAAGUUACCUGAUAUGAUAGCAGACAUUGGACAAUGUAAAAAUUGUGAACAAAAAGAAUUAUUAAAAUUAAAGGAUGACUUAGAAAAAUUAGGAUACGAAUUAAAUGUGUCAGAAAUAGAGAGAAUAAGAAAAUUCAGGAUAAGCAAUAGCAUGAUAUUAACAACAGAAUUUAUAGAAAAAUAUUGCCAGGAAAUGGAUACGAAUGACAAAGAACUAAAGAUAAAAUUAUAUGAAUGGAUAAAUGAAAAUACCACAUCUUGUAAUGAAUGUGGAAUAAGAUGGAUGAACAAUAAAUUUGACGAAGGAAAAACCAAGUGUAGGGAUUGUGAGAAUGACGAAAAUGAAAUUGAUAUCAGGGUCAAAAGAUUAAAACAAAUAUGUGAUGAUAAUAAAAUAGAAAUAACUAAUGGAGAGUUAUUGAGGUUAAUCAGUAUGGGAUAUACUGAUGGAGAAAUAUUGGAUCAAGAAUUUAUUGAAAUAUUCCAAGGAAAUAAAAAUGAAUUGGAGAAAAAUUUAAGGCGGAUAUUAAAUAAAUUUCUAAAACAGCAAGCUGGAAUUGAGGAUAGUGAAAGUAGUGGAAAUGAAUCUGAUAAUGAAAAAUCUGAUGGAUCUGAAAAAGAAUCAGAUGGAUCUGGAAAAGAUGGAGAAAUUUUAAAUCCAAAUGAUACCGAUAGCAAUGAAAAUUUUGAAGAACCUUAUGAAGAAAACAUUAUAAAUAGACCUGGUUUUGACUCAAGUGAAAGUUCAGAAUCAAAU
Molecule: messenger RNA, 1413 nt
Organism: Rhizophagus irregularis DAOM 181602=DAOM 197198
Lineage: Eukaryota; Fungi; Glomeromycota; Glomeromycetes; Glomerales; Glomeraceae
Source: RefSeq, a predicted model, not a curated record